AUGUCCACCAACGACGAUCACGAAACAAUGACCAUGGUCGAGGUCGAUGCUGCUGCCAUGGAGAAGGACGUGGAUAUCGACAGGACUUCGGAUGAGCAUGAGACGGUGAAUAAUGCAGAGAAAGAUGCACAGAAAGACGUGGAGAAGGGCGCUCCCGCCGGAAGCGAGAACGAGAACGAGACGGCAGCAGACCCGAACAUCGUCGACUGGGACGGUCCUGACGACCCUGCCAAUCCUCGCAACUGGUCCAAGGCAUACAAGUUGACCAACGUGGUGCUCGUCAGUCUGGCAGUUCUGUACACCAACCUGGCCACGACCGUGUUCGCCCCCGGUGCCAACGUGAUGCAGCGCGAGUUCGGCUUCAAGAGCGACACCGUCGAGAUCCUCACCAUCACCAUGGCGUCUCUGGGUUUCGCCCUGGGCCAGCUGUUCGUCCCGUCGCUGUCCGAAGUCUUCGGCCGGGUGCCGGUCUACCGUGCGAGUUCUGUCUUUUACCUGGGAUUUACUGCUGGCUGUGCGCGCAGUACCAAUGUCGCCGAGUUUCUUGUCUUCCGCUUGUGCACCGGCAUCGCUGCUGCUUCCUAUAUAUCGACGGGGGGUGGAACGGUUGCUGAUCUUCUGCCGAAAGAGGAGAGAGGUCUUGCGAUGGCUCUAUUUACUGCUGGGCCCCUCUUUGGUCCUGUUAUCGGCCCUAUCAUAGGAGGAUUCGUUACUGAGAACUUGAGCUGGAGAUGGUCCUUCUAUCUCAUCCUAAUGAUGGCCGGCGCCGUCACCAUUGCCUCCUUCAUCUUCAUGCGCGAGACGAGCGCUGUCACCAUCCUCCGACGCAAAGCCGCUCGUCUCGCGAAAGAAACAGGCAAUCCGAAUCUGCGCGCUGCAGGUGACAAACAGACCCCGAUCCCCCAUCUCGUUCUUCACACCAUCAUCCGCCCCGUCAAGUUCCUGAUCAUGUCGCCCAUCCUCUGCCUGAUCGCCCUCUACAUCGCCUUCAACUUCGGCGUGACCAUGCUCCUCUUCGCCACCUUUCCCACUGUGUUCGAGGAGACCUACCACUGGAGCGUGGGCAUUUCCGGCCUGGCGUACAUCGGCAUCGGCGUCGGCUGCGCCAUCGGGAUCUUCAUCUUCGGCAAGUUCAGCGAUCGCGUGCUGCGUGGUAACGGGGGCCCGUCCAAUCCAGAGCGCCGGUUGAUCCUGAUGAUGUAUGUCUCUCCGCUACUCCCCAUCGGCCUUUUCAUCUACGCGUGGACGACCGAGUAUAAGGUGCACUGGAUUGUGCCACUGAUCGGCACUGCCAUCGGUGGGCCGGGCGUGGUUGUGAUUACUUCCUCGUCACAGACGUAUAUCAUCGAUAUCUUCGGACCCCAGGCAGCUGCCUCUGCUAUGGCUGGUAUCAAUUUGCUGCGUAAUCUGCUGGGUGCUUUUCUGCCACUUGCUGCUCCGCCUCUCUACUCCAAUCUGCACAUGGGAUGGGGAAAUAGUGUGUUGGCCUUUAUUGCUAUGGCGUUUAUUCCUGUGCCGUUCUGGUUUUACUGCCAUGGACGAUGGCUGCGUGAAAAGUUUCCUGUUAGGCUUUGA
Rasamsonia emersonii CBS 393.64 is the source of this 1575-nucleotide messenger RNA. RefSeq lists its product as uncharacterized. Bases 1 to 1575 code for a protein of 524 amino acids. Gene Ontology annotation, molecular function: transmembrane transporter activity. The record is from RefSeq and is a predicted model, not a curated record. Lineage: Eukaryota; Fungi; Ascomycota; Eurotiomycetes; Eurotiales; Trichocomaceae. Gene Ontology annotation, biological process: transmembrane transport. The transcript has 3 exons.